Molecule: messenger RNA, 5686 nt
Organism: Salvelinus fontinalis (brook trout)
Lineage: Eukaryota; Metazoa; Chordata; Actinopteri; Salmoniformes; Salmonidae
Exons: 2
Coding region: 2093-3166 (357 amino acids)
Biological process (GO): regulation of autophagy
Cellular component (GO): mitochondrion
Source: RefSeq, a predicted model, not a curated record
UCAACCUGCCCCCACUUUUACCUCUGUUCUCUUUAAAAAAUAGCUCUAUAUUUUUUUACUCAAUCUCUUCAUCUACCCCUCUCUUUCUGUCUCCCUCCAUCAACACAAUCGUCCAAUGACAGUGCUCAGGGAUAGGAAAUGGAGGGUGAUGCUAUAUUUAGAAUCAGGGCAGACUGAGGGAGAGAAGGAAGGAGAGAGAGAGGGAGGAGAUAAAUCUGCAGUCUACUGCUGCCUCAGGACAGACACAGUCAGAGACAGUUAGAGCCACAGAGCGCGCUCAAAGACCAGCAUCGCUGCUUCUCUUUUUUUAAAGCAGCCAGAUCUUAUCUGCACAGACGUUCAUUCACAGAUUCUCCUGAAGAGCUAACGAGAGAAGCCACACGCUACAGGAGCAGAGAAAAGACUUGGAUAUACACUACACCUUUUAUUACAGCAGCCAAGAGUCCCAUGUCCAAACCGGUGUCCCAGAAGAGGAGAUUACAGCUGCCCACUAUCAGCGAGGGCUACGAGGACCUGGUCAGAGACAUGAAUCAGAUGAACCAGUCCAACACCCUUCACUCUGCCCGGGAUACCGCCCACCCAGGGCCCUGUCCACACACCCUCUCCUCAGAGGACUACCUGCUGUCCAUCUGCCACCUGGCUCACCCCACCUCCCUUCACACCAAUGACAUCAUCAACCCUCGCCAGCAGGUAUCGCUGCACCAGAGGCCAAGGCUGCCACGGGUUGCUGUUCAAGAUGAAAACUCUCCAAAGACCACUGCACGUUGUCACAGGGAAAAGUCCCAUGGGAAGGACAGGCCUGGGAUGUACUCUGACUUCAUCACUGUAUGCGGCAGACAGGGGAAAGACUCCAACUGCGAUGAACCUGAAUUUGGUUGCCUUGGUGCGUCAGACCCCUUAGAGUUCCUGUACGGCAGCCCCGCUCACUCCACCUGUCAAUCAGGGAAUUGGGUUUAAGGAGACAUGGGGUGGUGUCUGAGGGCCAGUCCCACCCUCGGGCACACAGUUACCCCCGCUCUUGCCUCUCUGACCUGCCCUCUGACUUCCAGCAGAAUCGUAAGAGCAGCUGCCCUGAGUUCAGUGACACAGCAACCCCUGACUGUGGCCCCUCCCCCUCUGACCUCACCACACAGCCCCCACAGACAUGCACACCUACACAGGGAUCUGCAGAACAGCUACAGGCUAGGAUAAGUAGCCCAUUAAUAAACAAAGAAAAUAAGGGGGACGUAGAGAGGGAAAGAGAGAGUAAGGAGGAGAGAGAGAGGGAGAGCUCUACGGUCAAAAAUUCUCUGAUCUCUCAGUGGAUCUCAGAUUGUUGUUGUGUCUGGAAGGAGGCCCGUUUACGAGUUUGCAUCCUCACAGGUAUAUAGAGCUACCAGACACUGAACCUCAUCAACAGACUAUAGAUAUAUAUGACAUGAGAUGUACAAUGACAAGACACCACAGUUUCACGGUAACAGUAGAUGCCUGCUGAAUCGACACGAUGGCAAAUAGAUGCUGAUCUAUGACAAAUGGCACUGAAUCAUUGACAUAGAUCUAGCCAAUAGACUGUUCCAAAUUAGAAAUAUGGCACCAACAGACUGUUCAUUCACUAUAUAAUGUGAGAUUGAGCCAUGAAAACAACAUGAUUAUGUAUUGUGUAUCUAUGGUGUGCUUAAGGACAUUUUCGUGUUGCUGUAUACAAUUAAUACAUGACUGAUUAUACCUGCACACUUUUUUAUACCUCUCUGUGUAUCUGUAUAGUGAAUUGAUAAAAAAAUAUGUUUUUAAUACAGUGUCCGAUAAUUGUAAACCUAAGACUGUUUUCAGGGCGUGAUCAUUUGUUUGUGGGAACGUGUCAGAAACCCAAUAUCCUCUGGUUUCUAUGGCAAUGGCUGAGUGAUUCCAAAGAAGCAAACAGAGGCAUUCUGAUUCCAAGAGGGAAGAGGCAUGCAGAACAAACAACGUCCUGCUAUAUCAACAUACAGACAAAAAGGCAUAACACAAUUUGGAUAAGGGGUUAUUUCAGAUUAAAUAUGCAAACAAAACUCUCUUUACAUCAGUGAUGAUCAAUCUAUAAGUGUGUACAGGCUUUAGUGUUAGAGUUAGGGUUAUGGCUAGUGUUAGAGUUAGGGUUAUGGCUAGUGUUAGAGUUAGGGUUAUGGCUAGUGUUACAGUUAGGGUAAUGGCUGGUGUUAGAGUUAGGGUUAUGGCUAGUGUUAGAGUUAGGGUAAUGGCUGGUGUUAGAGUUAGGGUAAUGGCUGGUGUUAGAGUUAGGGUUAUGGCUAGUGUUAGAGUUAGGGUAAUGGCUGGUGUUAGAGUUAGGGUAAUGGCUGGUGUUAGAGUUAGGGUUAUGGCUAGUGUUAGAGUUAGGGUAAUGGCUGGUGUUAGAGUUAGGGUAAUGGCUGGUGUUAGAGUUAGGGUUAUGGCUAGUGUUAGGGUUAUGGCUAGAUUUAGGGUUAUGGCUAGGGUUAGGGUUAUGGCUAGAGUUAGGGUUAUGGCUAGAGUUAGGGUUAUGGCUAGGGUUAGGGUUAUGGCUAGAGUUAGGGUUAUGGCUAGAGUUAGGGUUAUGGCUAGAGUUAGGGUUAUGGCUAGAGUUAGGGUUAUGGCUAGAGUUAGGGUUAUGGCUAGAGUUAGGGUUAUGGCUAGAGUUAGGGUUAUGGCUAGGGUUAGGGUUAUGGCUAGAGUUAGGGUUAUGGCUAGAGUUAGGGUUAUGGCUAGAGUUAGGGUUAUGGCUAGGGUUAGGGUUAUGGCUAGAGUUAGGGUUAUGGCUAGAGUUAGGGUUAGGGUUAUGGCUAGGGUUAGGGUUAUGGCUAGAGUUAGGGUUAGGGUUAUGGCUAGGGUUAGGGUUAGGAUUAUGGCUAGGGUUAGGGUUAUGGUUGAGCCAGGGUGUGGACACAAAGCUAGGGUCAAGGUUGAACGGGGGUUUGGACAUGAAGCUAGGGUUAGGGUUGAGCCGGGGUUUGGGCAUGAAGCUAGGGUCAAGGUUGAGCCGGGGUUUGGGCAUGAAGCUAGGGUCAAGGUUGAGCCGGGGUGUGGACAUGAAGCUAGGGUUAGGGUUAUGGCUAACCUCUCAGGAUCUGCCAUGGCCAACCCUGGUAAGAAUGAACCAGCAGAGGCCAGCCUGAGGACUCCUGAUAAGAGACAACACUCAGACAGGUUCAUUAACCAACACUGGAAAGAAUGAACCAGCAGAGGGCAGCCUGAGGACUCCUGAUAAGAGACAACACUCAGACAGGUUCAUUAACCAACACUGGAAAGAAUGAACCAGCAGAGGGCAGCCUGAGGACCCCUUAUAAGAUAAGAGACAACACUCAGACAGGUUCAUUAAUGAUGCUACAGUUAUGAUGAUAAUUUGUAAAUAGUCUCUACAAGCAGAUCUAUAGCUCUACAUUUAUUCACUGUAUAUACAAAGCAAAUUGCUCCACUUGUAGUCAGAGAGAAGCAGGACAAAACUGUUUUCUCCACAGAAUGAGAGGAAGAGUAUUACACACGCACAAGCACACACAGGCUAAGCAUACACCACAGACAACAACUGCACUGGCAGGCAUGCGCACACACACACACACACACUGUUUGUGCAACCUGAUCAACCCCGUCCAGAAAAGGAAUGAGAUAAGGUGACUGACGUACAUUAUGUUUGUGUUUCGACUGACCUUGUGUUUUUGGACAUUUGUUAUCUAUUCAUUUCAGUCCAGUUCUUUUUAUUGGUAUUUUCUUUCACAGUGACAGUAAACAAUGCUUGAAGUACAGUACAUUGCACAUGUGGUUUUAUACAUUCGAUAUACCAUGGGAACAUGCUUUUUGAAUGAGGUAGGAAUGUAUAUGCCUGUACGAAAAUAUAAAAUACUUAAGUAAUACUUUCAUAAUAUAGUGAAUCGCUUACACAGUGACAUCCAUAAUUAGAGCAUUAAUAAUCUGCCCUCUCCUACUGGUCUGUGGGGGAAGAGAUGAUGACUCUCUAGCCAAGUGUUCCUCUGUGUUUUCAUUCUCGGUGGUUUUUGUAUAUGAAGAGGGUUUUUGCUGUGUAGUGGUUUGGAUUGGAGCUGUGGUCAGCUUUAUACUGAUGAUGCUGAUACUGAUAUCCUGCUUUUGUUUUGAGCGAGGGGAGUGUCAAGUGUCAAAUAUCAAGUGACAUUUAAGAUGUUUCCAAUGACGGCAGACAGUUACCUAUAUGGUAUUAGUCCAAAAAGAUAACAGACAAUAAAACCAAUGUAUUACUUUAAAAACAUCACUGUUUUAGUUUGACGUGUAUGCCUUUUUGAAAAUGAUUAUUGUCCUUGUUAUGGCACUGCAAUACAAACAAAGCAAACGAGUUCUAAGUAUGCCCUCAUCCUCCUUCCCAUCAUCCUCCUCCUCAUCAUCCUCCUUCACAUCAUCCUCCUUCCCAUCAUCCUCCUCCUCCUCAUCAUCCUCCUUCCCAUCAUCCUCCUCCUCAUCAUCCUCCUCCUCAUCAUCCUCCUUCCCAACAUCCUCCUUCCUCAUCAUCCUCCUCCUCAUCAGAAUGAGACAGCAGAAGCAUUGUGUACCUUUGCUCACCUAUAACUGAUGGUCCGGAUACGUACACUUUGCAUCGCUAUAAAAAAAAAUUGAAAUAUUCACUGGUAUCUAACAUAGAAGUGUGACCUGACAGAAGGCAGCCUACGGUAGAGAAAGAGAAAGAGCAGGGUUAGCUACGGCUACAUCUGCCCACAGCAAAUCUCUAAGGCCAUUUCUAUCUGAAUGGAAAACCAAGUCGGGAUGAAAAACCAAACUACAUGAGAUUUGAGAGAUAUGACACACACAUACCCUCAAAUCAUGCAUGCUGUCUCUACUGUAGCUUUAAUGGAAAGUGCGUCAAAUACCAUUUUGUUCAAAGCACUGCUUUUUAAGAACUAUGUGAACAUUUUGAACAUUCAAGACCGGAAGCACCCGUCUAAAGCCUAAUUCCAAAUCCAAACCCCUAUAGGUGGUCAUUAUGAAGUGCUCUGACAUCAUCAUGAAGUGCCUCUAGAGCAUAUGAGAGGCCCUAAUUUACUUAAAUGUAUAAAGUCAGUGUGUGACUAGUGGCUAAACGUACUUCACCACAGGCCUCCUCAGUCAGAAUGGGCUUUCCUUAGAUACUUUCCCUGCCGAAGACGUGGAUGUCGAUUAAGGCAGCCCCCCACACCUCUCUGAUUCAGAGGGGUUGGGUUAAAUUUGGAAGACACAUUUCAGCUGAAUGCAUUCAGUUGUACAACUGACUAGGUAUCCCCCUUUCCUUUCCAGUGUUGACCAUGUGGAGAUGUCAUUCUCAUCUCAUUCCAUUGUUUCAGUUGGUCAAAGCACGGUGCUUGCGUACGUCACCAAAGUUAUGGGUUUGAUCUUGCAUACACAUACACUGAAACCGGCAAUCUGUGUUAUAUGUGAAGCUUUGAAUAAAAGUGCCUGCUAAAUGACCUUAAUGUUUACUUUAACAUUGCGCUAUAUCAGCUGGCCAUAUGUCUCUUUCCCCACUCUCCCAUAACCUUGGUGUUGGUUGACCUCCAGAGACAUCAGGCAUCUCAUUUGACUUUCUCUAAACUGUCAUGUCACUUCCUGUGAAACUCCAUCUACACUUCACUUCCCAUAGCGUGUUCCAGACUCCUUUUCACCCAGGAUGGCACCAAAAAAGACAUUCAAUUUAAGUCCAGAACUGCGCUCACUCUGCAACUACAGACCAAAAACAGGAUCUGAAACUAACGUUUCC